AUGAGGCGUCCUCUGUCCUCAGUCUUCUGUCCUCAGUCUUCUGUCCUCAGUCUUCUGUCCUCUGUCCUCUGUCCUCAGUCCUCUGUCCUCUGUCCUCAGUCCUCUGUCCUCUGUCUUCUGUCCUCAGUCCUCAGUCCUCUGUCCUCUGUCCUCUGUCUUCUGUCCUCAGUCCUCUGUCCUCAGUCCUCUGUCCUCAGUCUUCUGUCCUCAGUCUUCUGUCCUCAGUCUUCUGUCCUCUGUCCUCAGUCCUCUGUCCUCAGUCCUCAGUCCUCUGUCCUCUGUCCUCUGUCCUCUGUCCUCUGUCCUCAGUCUUCUGUCCUCAGUCUUCUGUCCUCAGUCUUCUGUCCUCUGUCCUCAGUCCUCUGUCCUCAGUCCUCAGUCCUCUGUCCUCAGUCCUCAGUCCUCUGUCCUCAGUCUUCUGUCCUCAGUCUUCUGUCCUCUGUCCUCAGUCCUCUGUCCUCUGUCCUCUGUCCUCUGUCCUCAGUCUUCAGUCUUCAGUCUUCUGUCCUCAGUCUUCUGUCCUCAGUCUUCUGUCCUCAGUUUUCUGUCCUCAGUCCUCUGUCCUCUGUCUUCUGCCCUCAGUCCUCGGUGGAUGAGAUGAUCGCGAGCACAGCGUACCUGGACCUGUUCCUACGCUCGGUCUCAGAGACCUCCCUCCUCAGGACCUUCCUCCGCUUCAUCCUGCUCCAUCGCCACGACAACGACACCAUCUUAGACACUCUGCUCACUCGCAUCAGCAGCAACUCCAGGCUGUGUAUGGUGUCUCUGAGCCUGUUCCAGACUCUUCUGUCUCUUCAUUGUGAAGACAUCGUGCUGCAGCUCAUUCUCAGACCAGUUGUAAGCUGUAGAGUGGCCACAGGACGAGUCAUCAGCCUACGUCAGCAGCCUACGUCAUCAGCCUACGUCAGCAGCCUACGUCAGCAGCCUACGUCAUCAGCCUACGUCAUCAGCCUACGUCAGCAGCCUACGUCAGCAGCCUACGUCAUCAGCCUACGUCAGCAGCCUACGUCAUCAGCCUACGUCAUCAGCCUACGUCAGCAGCCUACGUAUCUUCUGCCCUGCACUCACGUGAUGCUCAGUCAGCGCAGAGCCAUCAGAGAGACCGACCUCUACGGGAAAUCUGCCAACAAGUUUCUGUCGUUGAUCCCAGAGUGCUGCCGACAGAGCACAGGGCCCCCUGCAGACCGGGAGGACGACACUGCCUUCUGGGGAAAAGGGUUCUCCAGUCCGUCCUCCGAGUCUCCGCACAGACCCAGUACUCCCUCUCGUCUCUCCUUCUUCAUGCGUCAGCAAAGCAGCGGCUCCUCCCAGUCCCUCGGCUCCUCCCAGUCCCCUCCCACUGAGCAGCCUCCAGAGAGCUCCCAGACCUCCCCUCAGAACCUCACAGAAUGCCUGGAGUGGGACUGUGGAUACCUGGAAUACCUCAAAGACGCCCGUAAGAGUGUUGAGAUCUGCUCCUGGGCUUGCCGACACUGGUCCGCUCCCUACGAUGGCGAGAAUCCGUCCCCAAACUCAGCUCCUCUACCACCCCCGCCUCCCACCUCCAACCCAGCCAUGGCCAUGUUUCCUGAGCACUUCUCUGCUCAGUGCAGCAGCAGCUCCAGCACUCCUCCGAACCAGAGAGCGGCCAUCGUGGCAGCUGCCAGAUCGGAGUGGAGCAGUUCGGAGAGAGACAGCGGAGAGUGGGACGUUACAAUUGGGAAGAAUAACUGCAUUAGUCUGACGCCAAGGUCCAAGAAACGCAGCCUACAGCGAGAGGAGCUGUUGCCGAAGCCUGUCCCUGCUUUAGUUCCGUCUUCGGGAACGCCAUCGGCAAAUAUGACUUUACACAUGUCUUCAGCACCACAUAACCCGGCUACUGCUGUCACCGUCAACUACCAAUCCUUGCUCAACGGCACAUCACAAAACGACAGUCAAGAUCGAGGGUUAGAAGUGAAAAAGGUGAAAAGAGACUUUGGAGAUAAGCAACCGUUGGACGAGAACGCCCAUCAGAACGGGAUGCAGUGCACGCCGCAAGGUUGUGGGAGCUUUAGUGAGAGGAAGAACCGGGGAUCGAACCCAUCACAGGAGCUGGCGGAGAGCGACCAAUCCGUGGAGAGCCUGAUAGAGGAGUUGCUGGAGCAGUCGUCGGAAGAUUCCAAAAGUCCUGUAGAGUCGAAUGGACAGGGCAUCAGCAUCGAAGCUUUCACACAGGAGCUCAGAGAGCUGGAGGACCGGGUGAAGGAGGCGUGUGGGGAGGGACACCAGAGGCAAACACAGCAGAAGGCAGAGGAGGAGGAGGAGAAGGAGGAGGAGCAGGAGGAGCAGGAGGAGGAGAUCCUGUGGUGUCUGUUGGACCUGCCCUUCCCUGUCUGUCUGCUGCAGGAGAUCCUGUGGUGUCUGUUGGACCUGCCCUUCCCUGUCUGUCUGCUGCAGGAGAUCCUGUGGUGUCUGUUGGACCUGCCCUUCCCUGUCUGUCUGCUGCAGGAGAUCCUGUGGUGUCUGUUGGACCUGCCCUUCCCUGUCUGUCUGCUGCAGGAGAUCCUGUGGUGUCUGUUGGACCUGCCCUUCCCUGUCUGUCUGCUGCAGGAGAUCCUGUGGUGUCUGUUGGACCCUCCCUUCCCUGUUUGUCUGCUGCAGGAGAUCCUGUGGUGUCUGUUGGACCCUCCCUUCCCCGUCUGUCUGCUGCAGGAGAUCCUGUGGUGUCUGUUGGACCUGCCCUUCCCUGUCUGUCUGCUGCAGGAGAUCCUGUGGUGUCUGUUGGACCUGCCCUUCCCUGUCUGUCUGCUGCAGGAGAUCCUGUGGUGUCUGUUGGACCUGCCCUUCCCUGUCUGUCUGCUGCAGGAGAUCCUGUGGUGUCUGUUGGACCUGCCCUUCCCUGUCUGUCUGCUGCAGGAGAUCCUGUGGUGUCUGUUGGACCCUCCCUUCCCUGUUUGUCUGCUGCAGGAGAUCCUGUGGUGUCUGUUGGACCCUCCCUUCCCUGUCUGUCUGCUGCAGGAGAUCCUGUGGUGUCUGUUGGACCCUCCCUUCCCUGUCUGUCUGCUGCAAGAGAUCCUGUGGUGUCUGUUGGACCCGCCCUUCCCUGUCUGUCUGCUGCAGGAGAUCCUGUGGUGUCUGUUGGACCUGCCCUUCCCUGUCUGUCUGCUGCAGGAGAUCCUGUGGUGUCUGUUGGACCUGCCCUUCCCUGUCUGUCUGCUGCAGGAGAUCCUGUGGUGUCUGUUGGACCUGCCCUUCCCUGUCUGUCUGCUGCAGGAGAUCCUGUGGUGUCUGUUGGACCUGCCCUUCCCUGUCUGUCUGCUGCAAGAGAUCCUGUGGUGUCUGUUGGACCUGCCCUUCCCUGUCUGUCUGCUGCAGGAGAUCCUGUGGUGUCUGUUGGACCUGCCCUUCCCUGUCUGUCUGCUGCAGGAGAUCCUGUGGUGUCUGUUGGACCUGCCCUUCCCUGUCAGUCUGCUGCAGGAGAUCCUGUGGUGUCUGUUGGACCUGCCCUUCCCUGUCUGUCUGCUGCAGGAGAUCCUGUGGUGUCUUUUGGACCUGCCCUUCCCUGUCUGUCUGCUGCAGGAGAUCCUGUGGUGUCUGUUGGACCUGCCCUUCCCUGUCUGUCUGCUGCAGGAGAUCCUGUGGUGUCUGUUGGACCUGCCCUUCCCUGUCUGUCUGCUGCAGGAGAUCCUGUGGUGUCUUUUGGACCUGCCCUUCCCUGUCUGUCUGCUGCAGGAGAUCCUGUGGUGUCUGUUGGACCUGCUCUUCCCUGUCUGUCUGCUGCAGGAGAUCCUGUGGUGUCUGUUGGACCUGCCCUUCCCUGUCUGUCUGCUGCAGGAGAUCCUGUGGUGUCUGUUGGACCUGCCCUUCCCUGUCUGUCUGCUGCAGGAGAUCCUGUGGUGUCUGUUGGACCUGCCCUUCCCUGUCUGUCUGCUGCAGGAGAUCCUGUGGUGUCUGUUGGACCUGCCCUUCCCUGAGAUCCUGUGGUGUCUGUUGGACCUGCCCUUCCCUGUCUGUCUGCUGCAGGAGAUCCUGUGGUGUCUGUUGGACCUGCCCUUCCCUGUCUGUCUGCUGCAGGAGAUCCUGUGGUGUCUGUUGGACCUGCCCUGCCCUGUCUGUCUGCUGCAGGAGAUCCUGUGGUGUCUGUUGGACCUGCCCUUCCCUGUCUGUCUGCUGCAGGAGAUCCUGUGGUGUCUGUUGGACCUGCCCUUCCCUGUCUGUCUGCUGCAGGAGAUCCUGUGGUGUCUGUUGGACCUGCCCUUCCCUGUCUGUCUGCUGCAGGAGAUCCUGUGGUGUCUGUUGGACCUGCCCUUCCCUGUCUGUCUGCUGCAGGAGAUCCUGUGGUGUCUUUUGGACCUGCCCUUCCCUGUCUGUCUGCUGCAGGAGAUCCUGUGGUGUCUGUUGGACCUGCCCUUCCCUGUCUGUCUGCUGCAGGAGAUCCUGUGGUGUCUGUUGGACCUGCCCUUCCCUGUCUGUUGGUAUCAAUUGGUAUCAGAUGGUAAAAGAUAA
Knipowitschia caucasica is the source of this 4464-nucleotide messenger RNA. The record is from the annotation of a GenBank genome assembly. NCBI's taxonomy places the organism in Eukaryota, Metazoa, Chordata, Actinopteri, Gobiiformes, Gobiidae.